UGUGCUAACUGGCAUUUUUAACGAAAUCUCAUCUGUGCACAUACACAGCAGGCGUGUCUUCGAUGUGUUGAGAGUAUUAAUGCAGAGGGCAACUUCAGCUCAGGAUCAUACUAUCUGCUCCUUUACAUCUACACUUCAUCCAUCUCCCACUCUUCUAAACUCUAUAGGUCUUUUUCAUGAUGGCAAGACUGUGGAUACAUACUGCCACUCUGCUGGUCUUACUGGUCAUGUUGUGCCCCUCCUCACAAACCACUGAACCUCAACGUCUGUGUGGACCUCACCUCGUUGACGCUCUUCACCUUGUGUGUGGGGAAAGUGGCUUUUACUACACCCCUCAGACCCAAAACAAACCUGUGCAGGGUAGAGCAGCAUGGGGUGAAAACGAGAACGGCGCUUUUAAGGACCAAAUGGAAGUGAUUGGAAAGCGAAACAUAGAGGAGCGCUGCUGUGCUAGACCUUGCAGCAUCCUUGACCUGCAAAGUUACUGCUUGUGAAAAUCCAGCGCAGACACCAGCACUUAGCCCUGUUGCUACUUUAAUAGCUUUGCAUAGCUUAGUUUAGCUUUGGUUAACUUCCUAAUUCCUAAUGCCUCUCAGUGCAUCAGGAGGCCUGUAGUUUUGAGUUCUUGCUAUUGAUAAGUUGUUAAAUUUUGUGGAAAUAAAGUUCUAUGAUAUAAAAAUAAAUGGAGAGUGGUUACUUAAUAGGUAUUAUUCUUUUCUGUUUAUUGAAUGAUUAUUAUUAUUUAACUCUUAGCCAUUAAAACAGUGAAGUUUAUUUCAUACUGAUGAUAAAUAAACAGCUUUAUUGCCAAUAAAAGAGCCGCAAUUUAUUAUUUUGUGGUGUUUUCUUCCUUUGCUUCUCUGUGCAGGCAUAAGACAGACAUAAGACUUAUAAACAAGUGGCUGAGAAACUAGCCAAAGCUUAACCCAAAAAAGCAGUUGUCUGAAAAAAAGUGCUGUCUGACUCGUCCCCCGCCCCUCUCUGAUGCCCGUGUGCCUGCUGCUGCUCCUACACCUCACCUCUGUCUUCCUCGUCUUGUGUCUGUUAUCUCCGGCAUCUGCGCAGGCCCCACUGUUUUCUCUGGCAGGUUAGCUGGGCCGCUUCCUCCGCUGUCAUCUGUGUGAGACUGAAAAAAUCCCAUGAGCUUUAGUAUAUUUUUCUCCCGGUUCUGUUUUUCACAAGCCGAUUUUUUCUUAGAAGCACUACUCUCGAACUUUUUUUGCCUGAAAUCUUACACCUGUCUCCCUAUCAAAGUGGUAAACGUGACCAGAUUGACACAUAGGGGGACAGGGUUGA
This is a messenger RNA of Melanotaenia boesemani (Boeseman's rainbowfish), 1296 nucleotides long. RefSeq names its product insulin-like. The record is from RefSeq and is a predicted model, not a curated record. Gene Ontology annotation, molecular function: hormone activity. The transcript has 3 exons. The coding region runs from base 177 to 494 and encodes 105 amino acids. Lineage: Eukaryota; Metazoa; Chordata; Actinopteri; Atheriniformes; Melanotaeniidae. Gene Ontology annotation, cellular component: extracellular region.